UAGCUAUUUGAGCGCAGUUUAGUUGCGAACUUCAUCCUCUGUAGAGUCGAAUUCUAGUUGGUCUGUCGAAAGUGAAAGUAAAUAUGAGUGAUCUAUAUACCAUGUAUCCCGGAUGUUCAAACCAAACCGUAGCGUCCCUGCGCGUCAGCAAUUUACAUGCAUCUACAACGAGGGAAAAACUAUUCCAAGUAUUUCGAUGCAUCGGACAUAUCGUAUCUGUUCGUGUAUGCUAUGAUAGAUAUAGCAAUCAACCUUUGGGCUAUGCCUAUGUCAACUUUGAUCGGCUUUUGGAUGCCAAGCGUGCUAUUGAAACAUUAAGUCGGGUUCAUGUCAACGGACUCCCGAUGAAUAUUAAGAUGGUGGGACACAUAAACGGCGCAGGGCAGCGUUUGGUUAACUCCACUAUUAGCAUUAGAAAUUUGGAUGAAAACAUAGACAAACAAACACUACACGACAACUUCAAAGAAUUCGGAAAAAUUUUCAAAUGUAGAGUAGCCUUAGACAGUAAUGGAAAAUCGAAAGGAUUUGCAUUCAUAGAUUAUAGAACGGAAAAAGCGGCGAAAAGUGCGAAGGAACAAAUGAACGGAAAAGUUUUUAACGAUAGAGCGAUCACAGUAUCUAUUAUCUCUACAGAAUAUUCAGGCCGCGUUCACGGAGUCAAUCUUUAUGUCAAAAACUUAGGCCAAACGAUCGAUGAUAAACGACUUAAGGAGUUAUUCGAGCCGUUCGGAGAAGUCAUCUCGGCCAAGGUGAAGUUCGAUGGAAAUCGCUCGAAAGGAUUCGGUUUCGUUUGUUUUUACGAUGUUGAGGAAGGCUUGAAUGCAGUUGUCGAUAUGUUUGGGCGCUUGGUUGAUGGCAAGCAUCUUUAUGUAGGAAUAGCUCAACCCAAGAAAGAUCGCCAAGCACAGAUUCUCUCAAAUGGCUCAGCACAACCUGUCCAUCAAAACAGGAGAGGUAGGAAUCAAGCGUAACCAACCAACAUAAUGUAAAUGAGAGUCACUACAGCAUAGGCCAUUACUGCAUUGGAAUACAUAAGCCGUCAAACCUCGUCUCGCCGAAUUCCAGACAAAAACAACGCACAUUCGUGCUUGUUGGAUUAUAUCAAACAGUCGCUGCCCGAGAGCCUCAGUUUUGAUGGAAGAUCAUCAAUCAACUCGUAGAUUAGUUUAUACACGUCAUGUUCUGGUUUUAAAAGCUAUUCGUUUUUAACAAUGUUGACGUUCCUGACAAAUGUAUGUUCUACGAACCUCGUUGAUAUAUAAGUAGUUUAUCAGUAAAUGUAAAUAAAUGUGAAUGUGAUAUUUGUCUGUAGAGUA
Molecule: messenger RNA, 1316 nt
Organism: Toxorhynchites rutilus septentrionalis
Lineage: Eukaryota; Metazoa; Arthropoda; Insecta; Diptera; Culicidae
Product: polyadenylate-binding protein 4-like
Exons: 4
Coding region: 84-971 (295 amino acids)
Biological process (GO): positive regulation of mRNA splicing, via spliceosome
Cellular component (GO): spliceosomal complex
Molecular function (GO): RNA binding
Source: RefSeq, a predicted model, not a curated record